Messenger RNA from Rattus rattus (black rat), 1160 nucleotides. Its product is annotated as glutathione S-transferase alpha-3. Gene Ontology annotation, molecular function: glutathione transferase activity. The transcript has 7 exons. Bases 240 to 905 code for a protein of 221 amino acids. Gene Ontology annotation, cellular component: cytosol; extracellular exosome. Lineage: Eukaryota; Metazoa; Chordata; Mammalia; Rodentia; Muridae. The record is from RefSeq and is a predicted model, not a curated record. Gene Ontology annotation, biological process: xenobiotic metabolic process; glutathione metabolic process.
ACAUUAACCAACUGUUUAGCAACUCAGGCAUGACUUUGCAUUUUUCUUCUAAUCUCUCAUAGAAAUUUCUGGCCACUGGACACUGUGGGAGCAGCUUUUCCCUUAUUGGACUGUCUCCCCUUAAGUGGGAAGGGCUUAGUCAAAUGCAGUAAAGAGCUAUAAAACAUCCGGGACUCUUGAUGUGUUGUGAAACUUAGAGGGAGCAGCUUUCUAACAAGAGAACUCAAGCAAUUGCUGCCAUGCCGGGGAAGCCAGUCCUUCACUACUUCGAUGGCAGGGGGAGAAUGGAGCCCAUCCGGUGGCUCCUGGCUGCAGCUGGAGUAGAGUUUGAAGAACAAUUUCUGAAAACACGAGAUGACCUGGCCAGGCUAAGGAAUGAUGGGAGUUUGAUGUUCCAGCAAGUGCCCAUGGUGGAGAUUGAUGGGAUGAAGCUGGUGCAGACCAGAGCCAUUCUCAACUACAUUGCCACCAAAUACAACCUCUAUGGGAAGGACAUGAAGGAGAGAGCCCUCAUCGACAUGUAUGCAGAAGGAGUGGCGGAUCUGGAUGAAAUAGUUCUCCAUUACCCUUACAUUCCCCCUGGGGAGAAAGAGGCGAGUCUUGCCAAAAUCAAGGACAAAGCAAGGAACCGUUACUUUCCUGCCUUUGAAAAGGUGUUGAAGAGCCAUGGACAAGAUUAUCUCGUUGGCAACAGGCUGAGCAGGGCUGAUGUUUACCUAGUUCAAGUUCUCUACCAUGUGGAAGAGCUGGACCCCAGCGCUUUGGCCAACUUCCCUCUGCUGAAGGCCCUGAGAACCAGAGUCAGCAACCUUCCCACAGUGAAGAAGUUUCUUCAGCCUGGCAGCCAGAGGAAGCCGUUAGAGGAUGAGAAAUGUGUAGAAUCUGCAGUUAAGAUCUUCAGUUAAUUCAGUCAGCUAUGGAUACAUUGUACUCACAAAGCCAGCCUUCGAAAGCUUUGCAACAAUUGCGCAUUUUGACUAAAUGUUGACCCUACUUAUUGGGAGGCCAACACGUUUUCUAAUGCUUCUGUGUUAAUUCAUAUAGACAUGACUCAUGAGGAAUUGCUGGGAUGCUAUUUGGUUGUAGUUAAAAUUUGAAAUCAUGAUCACUUCCUCGGAUAUUACUUUGAAUCUCAAUAAAAACUUCGCAAGCUUCUUAGA